CUUUUCCAUUUCAACAAUAGCAUGCGCCAAGAAGUGUUUGCACAGCUGCCGUCGUACAAUCCGUUCGUCGGGUCCUUCCACCAUGCCCCGAGCGCAGGCAACCGCGGCGCCGCGUACUUUGCAGGCGACAUCGUGUUUACCCCCGAGCUCGAAAUGCGCAAGAAGCUGCGCCAAAACCCGUUUGCUGGCACGUUCCAUGCCCUACCGGGGUACUACGACCCACUCCAUGGCCUGAAGAACUUUCGCAAGCCUCAAAAGCAAACCACGGAAGACAUGUAUGUGGAGGUGGAUCUGGACUCGCGCCACUCCGAGUCGUCUGUGUACAUCCUGACCAAACCCAAGCCGACGCUGCAACGAGUUCGAUCUCGCAGCGAGUCCGAUCUCACGGCUGCUGUGAUGACCCAACAGCUCAAACCCAAGACGACAGUGAACCGAUCGUCCACGGCCCGGCGGUCCAGUACCACAGACGUCGUCAAGAUCAAGCGGCAGCGAAGCAAGAGCCACCAGCAACGAUUCAUCUCGUUGGCCACUGCCGCAUAACGCUGUUCCAGACAGCUGACCUAUUUAUUCAAACGUGUAGCAAUAUAUUCUUCUCGAUGCGUCUCUGCAUGUGUUCCUUCGCC
Aphanomyces astaci is the source of this 623-nucleotide messenger RNA. RefSeq lists its product as hypothetical. The transcript has a single exon. The record is from RefSeq and is a predicted model, not a curated record. Lineage: Eukaryota; Oomycota; Saprolegniomycetes; Saprolegniales; Verrucalvaceae. The coding region runs from base 22 to 540 and encodes 172 amino acids.